AUGGGAGCCGGCGGCGUCGUUCUCCGCUUUUUCAAUCUAGCCAUCCGUGUUCUUCAGUUCCUCGCUGCCGCAGUCAUCCUGGGAAUCUUCUCAUACUUUCUGGCUGUUCAGAGCCAACAUAACCAGCACAUUCCAACAUGGAUGAAGGCCGUGGAGGGUCUUUCCGGCGCGGCAGCUUUGUACGGAAUCCUCGGAUCACUCUUCACCUGCUGCGUGGGCGGGAUUGCCUUCUUCGCCUUCCUGGCUAUCGUCCUCGAUGUGUGCUUUAUCGGAGCGAUGAUCGCCAUCGCCGUGAUGACCCGUGACGGAACCCAGUCUUGCUCCGGGAACGUCAAUACUCCCCUGGGCUCCGGCGCUGAUAAUGUCGACAGCGCAUCUGGCGUCCGGCUGGGCUACGCAUGCAUGCUCGAAAAGGUCACUUUCGCGGUCUCAAUUAUCGGAAUUUUCCUCUUCUUGAUCUCAAUCCUCUUCCAACUCCUCUACGCCCGCCACCACAAGCGCGAGAAGCGUUUCGGCCCUUCCCCGGCAAACGGGUACACCUACGGCACCCAACGCCGCGGCUUCUGGCGCCGCAACAAGCGUACCCCGGAAACCGCCAGUGCAGACGACAUGCUUCCUGGUCACCCGACCCCUCAAGACGUGGAAAUGGGCGAUAAAGCCGAGAAGCCCGGCGUCUUCGGUGGUCGCUUCUUCUCGCGCAACAAUAACGCUGCGGCUAAUGGCGCGCCGAACACGGUGCAGAAUGGUUAUGGUGGCUCGGCCUAUACCGGCACCUAUUGA
Messenger RNA from Aspergillus pseudoviridinutans, 780 nucleotides. RefSeq lists its product as uncharacterized. The record is from RefSeq and is a predicted model, not a curated record. Bases 1 to 780 code for a protein of 259 amino acids. Lineage: Eukaryota; Fungi; Ascomycota; Eurotiomycetes; Eurotiales; Aspergillaceae. The transcript has 2 exons.